UUAAACCGUGGCGAGAGCGAAAGGGCGACGAAGGAAAGGACAGGAGUUCCUGGUAACGGAGCAAUGAGGAGGGACGCUGAGGAGACUCCUAGACUCCUCUGCUCAGAGAAGAAGAGGAGUCUCCACAGACUCCUGGAGGAACAGAGCUGCUAACAUUCCCGAAACUCUCUAAACGACGUGUCUCUGUCUGCGACGACAACAACGACCGACAGUGCAGAAGGUUUUUAAGACCAUGUUCCAACCAUGAGCGGGAAAAGUUGCCACCUCCUGGUGUCUUCAUCACUGAGCAUGAUCAGAGGACACCAGCCUCAGUCCAUCAAGAUUCCUACAUCCCCCCCACCAAGGUCCAGAACUGAGAAAACCACUCACUCCUUGGCCUCGGGCAGUAGCCACGCCUCUUUGCCAACACUGAGCCUUCGCCGUCAGGUGCUGACUAAUGGGAAAAGCAUCCAAAAUACAUCAUCACAACAACCGGUGCCUCCUCAACAAACGACGACCAAAGCAAUUACUAACAAUGGUGUUAAAGGUGGCGCUGUGUCUGUGCCCACCAUGGAAGUAUUUGGAAGGCCAGUCGCUGCAGACCAGAGAGUGACCAGUAAUCACAUGACUGCCGUUACAGGCCACGCAUGUACAUCAGGACCGGCUGUGCCUUACGCUCCGUCUCAUUUGCACGGUGUUCCGGUUCCUCACACUGAAGCCAGAUCCUUACUAUCCAGAGAGUCCUUGGCAUCUACUACCCUCAGUCUAUUUGACACACAGUCUGUGUUUAGUGGGAAACAUGACUGGCCAUAUGGCUACCGGGUGCUCCCCCCACUGGGGGAACCUCAGUGCUCCACCCAAGCAAGUGAAGGUGGAGAGCAGCUCAGUGCUUUACCAGAUACAGCCAUGUCCGGCACAAUCAUAUCCGGAGGCACCAGCACCUCCGCCUCCCUGCCUUCCUAUCUGUUUGCAGGAGACAUCGGAAGCCCUAGACCACCCCGGGCCAAGAAAAGGACCCUCUCCAUAUCGCCCUUGUCAGACGUCAUUGGUACAGAUUUCAACUCCAUCAUACGGACCUCUCCUACCUCACUUGUGGCCUAUAUCAACGGUUCCCACAGCUCCCCAGUCUCCUUCACCACACUCUCACCGGCCCAGUCCGAGUGUUAUGGUCACUUUCUGGGUAUGAGAGGGGGAUGUAUCCCACAAGUUCAUCCCUACAACAUGCCAUGCUCUUCCAAGAACAUGGAACCACAGACUGAACUUGGACGAAUGCAGGUUCUAGAAGAGAGAGGGAGUCUAGAGAGCCACAAGACAAACAUGGUGGUGGUGGAGCAGCAGUGUUUCCCAGAGAGACCCUCAGAGACCUGCGUUCAAACCUCCAACCAUCUGCUGCCACCAUUACAACUACAGCCGUCAUUGUUGGCCACAGUACAUGAAGAUGACACUCAACAAGGGCCUCCGCCACCGUACCACUCCCACCAACACAUACGCCUCUCGAGGCGCCAAUUCAAAACAUCCGAGGAAUAUCACUCUCAUUCCAUGCUUCCUUUAAGGAAUGGGAUGGGCUUCCUACCACAGAUCCCAAUGUUGGAGGAGGAAGAAGGUGAACUGGAGGACUAUGGAGCCCACGGCUGCAAAUGGCUGGACUGCAGUGCAGUUUGCGACCAAAGGGAAGAGCUGGUGCGGCACAUAGAGAGGGCACACAUAGAUCAGCGGAAAGCUGAGGAUUUCACCUGCUACUGGUUGGACUGUCCACGAAACUUCAAACCAUUCAAUGCCCGAUACAAGCUUCUGAUCCAUAUGAGGGUCCAUUCAGGGGAGAAACCCAACAAGUGCACGUUCAAGGGCUGCAAGAAGGCAUUCUCUCGACUAGAAAACCUAAAGAUCCACCUGCGAAGUCACACGGGGGAGAAACCGUACCUGUGUCAGCACCCAGGAUGCAACAAGGCUUUCAGCAACUCCAGUGACAGAGCAAAGCACCAGCGCACCCACCUGGACACAAAGCCGUACGCCUGUCAGGUGCCCACCUGUGCCAAGCGUUACACUGAUCCCAGCUCCUUGAGGAAACACGUCAAAACACAUUCAUCAAAAGAACGACAGUUGAGGAAAAAGCUGAAAUCGACCACCGACGUGACCCAGGACUCUCUCACAGACUGCCUGACCAUCCACCCACUGCAGCCCAGCUCCUUCUCUCCUCUGUCUAAGGUCGACAGCGCUCUGAACUCGUCCCCUGCCGCAACGUUCGACUCGUUCUCAGCUGCUCCACAGGCACGAGGAUCUCCCUGUAAUCCUCACCUGGCUCUGCUCUGCUCCUUACAACAUAAUUUCAGGUUUGUUGAUCCUUCCCCUCACCAGCUCUUCCCCGAGGACACACGCAGGCCUUGCUCUUCCACCUGCCACCCUCACCCUCCCUCUGGGACAACCCUUCACAACAACCACGACCUGAAGCAGCCCAGCCGGCCUCCUGAUCUGGCUGAUCACACUCCAGAUCUCUCACAGCAGGUGAAGAUGCUCUACGCCCCUCCACCCUACGGUGGGGCCACAGCACAGACCGGUUCCUGUCACCUGAUGCAAACCGAUGCUUUUGGUGACAGCCUCGCUGCAACAGUCAAUAAUCCCACAGAGGGAGCUGCAACAUACGGUGUUCACCCCUGCAUUACAGAGCUUGAAAUCAGCACCCAACCACAUGAAGCGUCUCCUAAUGAAGACUUACAGGGAGAGGAUUUCUUCAUGGUGACUGGUCACUUCACAGACCGGAGUCCACACAUUUAUACAGAUGAUUAAUAUCACUGAGAGUCAAAAUGUGCGUUAUGGCAUUUUUUUUAUUUUUUAUUUUUUUUUUGCACACCCCAGAGUCUCACAGUUUCACUGAAACCAAGAAUGGAUCAGCUUUACUUUUAUUACUUAGCACAAUAAAAUCUGAGAUCCACCUGAGAUGCUGCCUGUAGGGUUAUGUCUUCACUUCAAUCUGUGUAAAUGUACGACCGUCUGACUCAUCGCCGCUGACUUGAAAAGUUUUAUGUCAUUUUGUGAGACCGACAACAGUCCAAUCAAUGUAUGCAAAGACUCACUUGUUUCUUUCUUCCCUCAGACUUUUGACCUUGUAACCAUAGUAACAAGAUGUUAAUACCAUGUUUCAAUGCAACGUUCAUAGCCUGACUGUACAGUAGAAGAAAUCAUGUGUCUAAUAGAAUGAAAACAGUUCAUAAACCACAAAAGUUUCUGAAGUAGUGAAAGUGUCUGUGUAACUGUAGCUCAAGAACAGAUAAUGAUGGAGUCUGGAGGUUAUUUACCUUUCACAGUGUCAUGACUACUCAAAUUCACUGGGACAAAUUUUAGAAGCUUGGCAGAAAAACAACCUCUUAGCAAACAAAGAUGCUAAUACUAAGAAAAACAAAUAAAUGUCAUGAGAUAUUACAUAUUAGCCAAAGGAUAACCCAAAACUAGCAUAGUAUUAGCUUAAAGUUUGGCAAAGUAGCAUAAGCUAUGCUAAAUAGAUAGCCCAACAUUACUGAAAAAGGUUGGUUAAAAUUAAAGCCAAAUAUAAAAACAAAAUUGAAACUGUCGAAAGUUAAGAAAAAACAGAUUUGAGGGAAUGACUAAAAGUAAAUCAAAGGUUAGCUUACAAAAAAGAAGCUAACUGCGAUAUAACUAUAAAGGAGCUAAACCAUAAGGAAGUCAUGUAGAAAAUAUCUGAAUAAUAAAGGUUUCCACAUAAAUACUGCAAUCAUUAAGACAACAUUUAAAUACGACAUUUGCAACAAGCCAAAAAUAUCCGUUACACCCAGCUUCAAUUAAAAAAUGAUGGAACAAACUGAAUCCAUUUUAGUAACUUUAAUUUUCAAAGUGCGAGACAGAUAAAUGUCAAGGUCUGUUUUUUUCAAUACUGCAGAAAAAGUAAUAAAGACGACAGGAUUCGACUCGAAAAGAUCCAGAUGAGAGUUUAGUUCAGGAGAUACAUUUAUUUUACCUCUGAAUUGAAUGGAGGCUAAGAUAAACUGAUGGACUGUAGUGAUUGGGUUAACAAUGACCCAGAGGGAGGGGAUAUAAUGUUUGGCAGAACAUUUGUUUAGGCAAAAUACUUUUUGUUUUAUAUACUGGUCAACAUUUGUACAUAUGUGGGAUCAACUAUCUCUAUGCAGUUUGUUUUUAUCCAAGAAAAGAAAAAUGAAGUUUUUAUUAAAAAUACCAUACAUUGUGGUAAAAAAAAUAAAAAUAAAAUCACUUCUCUUCUGAAGGUAGCAGGCUCAUUAAGAUCAUGGUAAAUUAGCAGCCACAGCUGUGCGUGCCAGUGGAGUAUAUUACACAUCCAGGGGGCACUGCAUUAUUUUAUUUUUUUUAAUUAAAAGGACAAACUGUUUUACUUGAAUAUAAUUCCUUUUGCAAAAGACUGUCAUGCUUCAGACGGGUUUUGCUAGUUGCCUAGCAACAACAACAGCAUUUUCGAAAAAAGCAUCUGUCUAAUACAGCUAACCAAAAAAAAAAA
Messenger RNA from Cynoglossus semilaevis (tongue sole), 4465 nucleotides. It is a transcript of the gene glis3, whose product is annotated as GLIS family zinc finger 3. Gene Ontology annotation, cellular component: nucleus. The coding region runs from base 244 to 2763 and encodes 839 amino acids. Gene Ontology annotation, biological process: regulation of transcription by RNA polymerase II. Gene Ontology annotation, molecular function: DNA-binding transcription factor activity, RNA polymerase II-specific; RNA polymerase II cis-regulatory region sequence-specific DNA binding. NCBI's taxonomy places the organism in Eukaryota, Metazoa, Chordata, Actinopteri, Pleuronectiformes, Cynoglossidae. The transcript has 11 exons. The record is from RefSeq and is a predicted model, not a curated record.